Molecule: messenger RNA, 1901 nt
Organism: Raphanus sativus (radish)
Lineage: Eukaryota; Viridiplantae; Streptophyta; Magnoliopsida; Brassicales; Brassicaceae
Product: serine carboxypeptidase-like 7
Exons: 14
Coding region: 58-1413 (451 amino acids)
Biological process (GO): secondary metabolic process; proteolysis
Molecular function (GO): serine-type carboxypeptidase activity; acyltransferase activity, transferring groups other than amino-acyl groups
Source: RefSeq, a predicted model, not a curated record
AAACAAAACAAUACCCGGUCAGUGGUGACUUAUAGCUUAACGAGAGACUAGAAGUAAAUGGCUAAGAAGCUGCUUCUCCUUCUUUUAGUGAUCAUCUUGAGUCCACAUGCAAAUUCUGGCUCUAUUGUCAAGUGUCUUCCUGGUUUUGAAGGUCCUCUUCCUUUCGAGCUUGAGACCGGGUAUAUUGGAGUUGGUGAAGAAGAGCAAGUGCAAUUGUUUUACUACUUCAUCAAAUCUGAGAAGAAUCCAAAAGAAGAUCCUCUUCUUAUUUGGUUAACUGGAGGACCUGGCUGCUCUUCUAUCACUGGUCUUCUUUUUGAGAACGGGCCUGUGACAUUUAAGGUUGAUAAGGGUUACAAUGGAGGUAGGCCCACCUUGCUUUCUACUACAUUUUCAUGGACAAAGGUUGCGAACAUAAUAUUCCUGGACCAGCCUGUUGGUAGUGGCUUCUCCUAUGCAACAACUCAAUUUAUUGAUACACCUAGUGACUCGGGAGAAGCUAAGCGGAUCCAUGAAUUUAUUCGCAAGUGGUUAAGUGAGCAUAAAGAGUUUAUCUCGAAUCCGUUUUAUGUGAGUGGAGAUUCGUAUUCUGGUAAGAUCAUUCCAGCCACCGUUCAAGAAAUCUCCAAAGGAAAUAAUCUUGGGUUUAAGCCUCAAAUAAAUCUUGAGGGUUAUGUACUAGGAAACCCUGUAACAGAUACUGAAUUUGACCAUAACCAACGCAUUCCAUUCGCACAUGGGAUGGCACUAAUCUCUGAUGAACUCUACGAGUCGUUGAAGAGAAGUUGCAAAGGAAAUUAUGACAAUAUAGAUCCACACAACACAGAAUGCUUGAAACAUUUCGACGAGUUCUUAAAGUGUAUAUCUAGAAUAAACUUUGCUAAUAUUCUAAUACCACGGUGCGAUCCCGCCUCGUCUCCAAGAAGAUACAUUCCCCUUCCAAACACUUCGGCUCCGUCUACUGAUGAUGAUCAUUGCUAUGAAUAUACAGAUUUACUAUCUUCCCUCUGGGCCAAUGACGAGAGCGUGCGGGAAGCACUUCACGUGGUAAAGGGAAGUAUAGACAGAUGGGUGCGGUGUUCUUCGGGUAAGCCAUACGAUUUCGACAUCAAAAGCAGCGUACCAUACCAUAUUAAUAAUAGCAUCAAAGGAUACCGAUCUCUCAUCUUCAGUGGUGAUCAUGACUUAUUGGCGCCUUUUGUUUCAACGCAAGCAUGGAUAAGAUCUCUUAACUAUUCCAUUGUUGAUAUGUGGAGGCCAUGGAUGAUACACAAUCAAGUUGCUGGAUACACUCAGACUUAUGCCAAUAAGAUGACUUAUGCUACUAUCAAAGCAAGUGGGCAUACACCAGAAUAUAAACCAAAGGGAAGCUUUAUCAUGUUUCAGAGGUGGAUUAGUGGUCAACCUCUAUAAUUUGCCGUAAACAGCUUGGAUCGAUCUAAAAUCAAAAGCAUAAAUAAGUGGCAUAAGUAGAACUAUAAAACUGAAUCUAAAAAUGGACCAAUUUCAAUUAGUUUUUUACUUUAAAAAAGAAGAUUAUUUUGCGCAACAAAGCACUUCUUAAUUUUAUAAACUAGGCCUAGAUGUUACACAGCAUCUACCAUUAACCAAUAUAGGCACAUCAGAGCAGUUCCAAUGUUUGGAAAAUUCAAAACAAUAUAAUCUAUGAAUUGUUACAUUGUUUAUGUGAUAACGGGAAGAUAGAGAAAGCAUUGGUGGUAUUGGAAAACUUAGCUACCACGUUUGGAAGAGCUGAGUCUUCUCAAUUCAUUAAUUUGUAUCAUUCACUUUCAAGUUUGAAAAACAAUGAAUGAUGAAAGUAAGUAAGUAAUACAAGACCUGGAUCAUCACAACUGUGUAAACGUAUGACCCGCCGAAACCAGAGACCAUAAUCGCUUCUC